Molecule: messenger RNA, 4894 nt
Organism: Nanorana parkeri
Lineage: Eukaryota; Metazoa; Chordata; Amphibia; Anura; Dicroglossidae
Gene: RET
Product: ret proto-oncogene
Exons: 20
Coding region: 159-3440 (1093 amino acids)
Biological process (GO): homophilic cell-cell adhesion; multicellular organism development; protein phosphorylation
Cellular component (GO): membrane; axon; signaling receptor complex
Molecular function (GO): transmembrane receptor protein tyrosine kinase activity; ATP binding; calcium ion binding
Source: RefSeq, a predicted model, not a curated record
CGGGUACCGGACAGCAUGGGCCAGUCGGGCUGAGGGAUUACCAGCUCCGCAGCCCCGCUCUGUCUUUAUCCAGACACGCCCUGGAGACAGCACAAGUGGAUUAUUAUUGCAGAGGGGCAACUUUCUACCUCCUGUAGCGCUGCCACUGUCUGCCCACCAUGGCAUCUGUCAGGUGGGCACUGUGCAUCUUCUGCCUGGCUCAGGUUGCUGCUGGUCUGUAUUUUCCAAGAAAAGAAUACUUUGAAGAUGUAUAUCCAAACCAGCCCGCUGGAUCAUUUAUCUUACAAGUCCAUACAAUGAUCGAUGUCCUAGGAGAGGUGCCACGCUACAGACUAUGUCAGAACCUUCUGAAUGAAAAAUAUAUACGCUUUUUCCACAUGGAUCAGCAUACGGGAAUUCUCUCUUUGAGCCAGACAAUGACAAAGAAGUACUUCUCUGAAUUCAGUAAGUCUGGGAUACAUAGUUACAUACUGAAGGUUUCCACCGCUGCUUCUCAAGAGAACUGUGCAAAAGCUCCCUCCUCUUUUAUAAACCUUUCAUUUAAGAACAUCAUGAUCCCUAGCUGUUCCUCUGUACAGUUAAAAGACUUGUGCUUCAGUGACCCGGAUCUCUCCUUCCACAUAAAAGAGGAAAGACCUUCCAGCAAAUUUUAUCAAUUCCGUCCUCGCUUUCCAUUACAGAAAUGUCAUAAUAUUAGUAUCUCCUAUACAUUAAUAUUGGACAAAGACUCACCUUUUCAAUACAACCCAAACUCAUCUGAAGUGUGCCUUCAACACUCGCUUGAUCGUGAAAAGAGGGAAAAUUAUGAUUUGGUAGCAAAAUGUGUAGUGAGAGAUAGCACCGAAGAGGUGGAAGUAGAAAAGUCUUUCCAGAUUAAGGUGGAUGAUAUUGAUGACAACCCUCCACAAGUGUUCAAUGACACUAAUUCUGUUAAUGUGGUGGUGGAAUAUGAGAGAAAGGAGGGAACAGCACUUGGCUCACUGCUUGUUCUGGACCGUGACUCCACUCCCGUCUAUCCUGCAGGCAGCAGUCAUAACAAGUACAGUGAGACCAUCAUUAACAAUGAAUCGUUUGUACAGGAAAUGUUCCAGGUGAAGCGUGAGCUGAGCGAGUAUAAAUUCUUCUCAGAUGGCCAUGUGGUCCGAGGAACACUUCAGGAAUUUAAGCUGCUACUGAAACAAGGAAUACCCAUAACCAAAAAUAUGUCCAUACAAGUCAUUGUUCUGGUGAAUGAUACAGAAUACCAUAAUCCUGGAGGAAGCGUACUGUUAUAUUUUAAUGUCACCAUCCUGCCUGUAGAAAUUCGCUUUCCUGAUAGCACUUAUCAGUUUACCCUGAACCGAAAUGCUGACUGCUUUGCCCAGGUAGGAAAAGUGUGCAUUGAAAACUGUGCUCUAUUGAAAGGAGUCAAUGUGUCUUACACAUUACAGACACCAAAUGGCACACGCGCCAUUAGUAUCCAGAAGGAAGUAGAAGUCAUGUCUGCCACUCUGUAUGUUAAUGAUCCCAUUGCUCUGGUGAAUUACGUUGGGAAGGAAUUUGUGUGCACUGUUUUAGUGUCCAAUGUGGAACUCAAGAAGCCAGUCAAAGCCCAGGUUACAAUAAUAUUAGUAGGGGCAUCUAGGAAAACUGAAAAGUAUUGUUCUCGCACCUGCUCAGAAAGCAAGCAUCGAGAGCAAUGUGAAGUGUGUAGGGGACUGGGCUCCCUCACUGGACGGUGCCAAUGGAGACAGGGAUAUGGUGAAGGUAUCACCAAAAACUAUUCUACCUGCACCCCGAAUGUCAAUACAUGCCCAGAUGGCACCUGCGAUGCUGUGGAGAGCAAAGAUACAGCGAUCUGCCCCCAGGACUGCACAAAGCUGGAUAUCAUUGGUGGUCAUGAAAAAGGGAUACCUGCAGGAAUCAAGGCUGGUCAUGGCACAUGUUAUUGCUUCCUCCAUAGCAAGUGUUACUGCGAGAAGAAUAUUGUAGAUGAGUCGCUGUGUGAUGACAUGUGUAAAACAGUCAUAGCAUGUGGAGUCUUUCUGUCCUUCAUCAUCUCAGUGCUGCUCUCAUCAUAUUUCAUUCAUCGCUAUCAUAAGAACUCGCCCAAGCCACCAAUCGCUUCUGCUGAGAUGACUUUCCGCCGGACUGCCCAGUCGUACCCAAUAAGCUAUUCCUCUAACAAUGCUCGGCGCCCAUCUCUGGACUCUAUGGAGAACCAAGUCUCUGUGGAUACAUUUAAAAUACCUGAGGAUCCAAAGUGGGAAUUUCCUCGUAAAAACUUGGUCCUGGGUAAAACUCUUGGAGAAGGAGAAUUUGGCAAGGUGGUCAAAGCAACAGCAUUUAGAUUAAAAGGGAAAGCUGGUUACACUACGGUGGCUGUGAAAAUGCUAAAAGAAAGUGCCUCACAUAGCGAGCUGCGGGACCUUCUCUCUGAGUUCAAUCUCCUGAAGCAAGUCAAUCAUCCACAUGUCAUAAAGCUGUAUGGGGCCUGCACGCAAGAUGGUCCCCUGCACCUUAUAGUGGAGUAUGCCAAGUAUGGUUCUCUGCGAAGUUUCCUGAGGGAAAGCCGCAAAGUGGGGCCUAGUUCUGUGGGUGGUGACUCCAAUCGUAACUCCAGCUACUUGGAUAACCCAGACGAGAGAGCCCUGACAAUGGGAGACCUCAUCUCCUUCGCCUGGCAGAUAUCUAGGGGAAUGCAGUAUUUAGCAGAGAUGAAGCUUGUUCAUCGAGAUCUGGCAGCAAGAAAUGUAUUGGUGGCUGAAGGUCGUAAAAUGAAGAUAUCAGAUUUCGGUCUUUCCAGAGAUGUAUAUGAGGAAGACUCAUAUGUAAAAAGAAGCAAGGGAAGAAUACCGGUGAAGUGGAUGGCGAUAGAGUCCUUAUUUGAUCACAUUUAUACCACACAGAGUGAUGUGUGGUCUUUUGGUGUUCUUCUAUGGGAAAUUGUUACACUUGGUGGAAAUCCAUACCCUGGAAUUGCUCCAGAGAGGCUUUUCAACCUUCUAAAAACCGGUUACAGAAUGGAAAAGCCAGAAAAUUGCAGUGAUGAAAUGUACAAUCUUAUGCUGAAAUGCUGGAAACAGGAGCCAGACAAAAGAUCAACAUUUGGCGAGAUCAGUAAAGAGUUGGAAAAGAUGAUGGUAAAAAGUCGGGAUUACUUGGACCUCGCUGCGUCCACACCUGCAGACUCCAUACUGUACGAUGAUGGCCUUUCUGAAGAAGAGACGCCUCUGGUGGACUGUAAUAAUGCCCCACUCCCUCGAACUCUUCCCUCAACCUGGAUUGAAAACAAACUCUAUGGCAUGUCUUAUCCGAACUGGCCUGAAGAGAGCCCCGUUCCAAUCCCGAGAUUCGAUGCCAAUAAGUCUGUUUUUUCAAGAUAUGCCAAUGACUGUGUUUAUUCUAAUUGGAUGAUUCCACCCUCAACGGCAAAAUUUAUGGACAAGUUUGAUAGCUAAAUAUCAAUAUAUUUUCCCUAGAAGGUAACAAAAAUAUUGUUUACCGGGACACCAAAUAUGUUUUAAAAAGAAAAAUGCAACACAAAGAAUAAAUGGAAAGUCCGUCGCCUGGUUCUUUGUGCAGGUGCAAAAUGUGGUCAGACCAAUGUUGCUUUUGUGUGUCAGUUGCACCAAGUUCUUUUGGCUGGACCUACCUCUAAGGCUGCUGGAGAGGAUUGCACAAGUUGCUUAAUGAAUAUGUAGUAUGCUGUUCUCCCCCGCAGUAGCAGACGUGGGGCUGUGUGUUUUUUUUUUUAUUUCUUUCCCCUCCAAGACAUAUCAAACCAGAAAGACACACUCAGUAGAACCUUUUGUAUAUGCUAUUGCACAAAUUGUCUUAUCUACAGUAAACUCAUAUAUGUGUUGCUAUGAUAACAAACUCUCCUUUUUAGUUUUCCUUUGACCACAUUGCUCUUCAACUUAAACAUAUUUUUUUAGAUGUAUGUUUUAUUUUCAUUGGGGUUAUAGCCCUACCCUCGUUUACUGGUUGCAUAUAGAGAAAACGUAAAAGAGAUGUGUAUAUGUAUAUACAUGCUGCAUAUGUUGUAAAUGAAGAUAGAGAAUUAUGUUCAGACACAAUUACACAAACACUGGUUUGAUUUUAUUUUCAUUUAUAAAAACUGGAAACCUUUCAUCUCGAUGAAGAAAGUAUAUAUGAGAAAGUAAUUUUUAGUUAAUAUAUACUUUAUUAGAAAUAUAACAACAGAUCAUAAUGACAAAAUGUGAUCUUUUUCAAGAUCAGAUCACAUGGAAAGCAUAGAAGGACACAGACUCUGUAUAAAUGAUUGUGUUUUAUUCAUUCUCAUUCUCAAGAUUCCGAAUAUGUCAGUCUCUGCAGCAUACCUUGAUUACAAUAAAGCACAUAUAGCACAGAUGCAUGUACAAACCCACACAAACCAGUAGGGGCACUGCUGAGCAGGUGGUUGCUGGCCACGAAGCAACACAUUUGUUUCUGAGUAAGAAGGGGUCUUCAGGAGAGAUGUCAAAACAAAAAACAAUACAAAAAUAUAAAAAAUACACAUAAUUUAUACGGAAAAGCCAAAUAACAGUUUUUCUCAAAUAUUUCAUUUUCCAGUUUUGUAUUCCUUUUAUAUGUAUUUUUUUAAGUACAGAAAGUGUAUAUUUUGGAUAUUAUUUCAGUUUGUUGUUACAUGAAAUGUAUGAGGAUUGACUGCCUGUCAAGAUGGCCUGUUGAAAGAUGCCUUACGAAGUCCAUAGCGAUCGUUAUUUUAUAUAUAUUAACUCGUCAAAGCUUGAUUACGUUUGCUGAUGUUUAACAUGUUCUGCCAAACCUGAGCCUAUAGUAGUACUAGUUUUUCUUCUUAUAUGUGAGGGACCUUUAAAAUAGGUUCAGGUGUGUUUAGCUCCUCAUUGUCAUUAGACCGUUUUAUUGAAUUGUGAUCCACAGUGCUGCA